Molecule: messenger RNA, 3041 nt
Organism: Triticum urartu
Lineage: Eukaryota; Viridiplantae; Streptophyta; Magnoliopsida; Poales; Poaceae
Source: RefSeq, a predicted model, not a curated record
GUCAAAUACCAGCAGCCAGGAGGAAGAGCGGGUCGCCUCGACAAAAAAAAAGAAAAAAAAACCGGGUCCUUGGUCAGAGUUGAAGUGGCACCGGAUUCUGUCACGCCGGGCACCGGCCGGCGACGCCGUUGACGGGCCGAGUUUAAUUAUACGACUCGACACCGGCUGAGAAAGCUGCGCUAUAGUUGUAGUGUACCAAAACAGUGGCCAGGCGAUGACCUGCCUGCGGUCAGCUCCCGCUUCCUCCUGCCCACCCACCACACGCGGUUUUGGUCAGUACUAGUAGCAGUACGAGUCCGAGGGGAGGCUGCUUGACUGCGUCUCAGUUCAUCUCGUCGUAGAUGACAUAACAUAAGCGCGACCUCCCUAGCUGGUCCUCUCUCUCGCCCGCGCGCCGCGCUCGCGCACAGCCACCGGCCGUGGUGGGGGGUGGAGGGUCGGCGACGGCGGCGGAAGCUCCAGCCUCCAGCCAUGGUCUGGCUACUGAUCGCCGGUCAGAAGCUCUUACUACUUGUUGCUUCCACCCUAGUCCUACAUCAUAGUACUACCACCUAUGUCGCUGCGUCUGCUGGGAGCAUCAGCAUGGCCUGGCCUGGCUGCCCAGAUAAGUGUGGCAACGUCAACAUCCCGUACCCGUUUGGUACCAGAGAAGGCUGCUUUCGAGAACCCUUUAAUGUCACAUGCAAUGAGACCGGGGCGUAUCUGGCCUCAACCGAAGUUAGGGUACUGGACAUCAAUCUUACCGUGGGUGAGAUUCGUGUUCUGAACCCACACAUAUCAUGGGAAUGCAACUACACCAACGGCACCAGUGGCAACGGUUCGGAUGGCUUAAGCCUUGAUCCUUUUCAUAAGCUUUCCAACACCAAGAACAAGUUGAUAUCGAUCGGUUGUGCUACACUUGGAUUGAUCUUAGGAGUCACCAAGGGCAAGAACCAGCUUGAGUUCCCCAUUGUUAACACAUGCUAUUCAGUCUGCACUGAUGCAAAUAGCACGGAUGAUAGCACAAAGUGCGUUGGCAUGGGUUGCUGCCAAACCCCCUUGCCAGGAAACAUUAGCUCCUUCAACACCGUAUCUUCAUCAUUAACAUUUAAAGACUCUACAAGCCAGUCUUUCAGCCCGUGCAGCUACUCAUUCGUCGCUGAGGAGGACCGGUUCAAGUUCGAUCGUUCAUAUGUCAUCUCUACAAAUUUCUUAAAUAAAUAUACAGAUGGGGUCCCUUUGGUACUUGAUUGGGUUGUUGGUGAUGAAAGUUGUUCGGAAGCCACCAAGAUGGGAUCACAGUAUGCCUGCAAAGACAUGAACAGUAAAUGUGUCGAUGUGUCCAAUGGCCCUGGAUACCGCUGCAACUGCUCUGAAGGUUAUGAGGGUAAUCCCUAUCUACAAGGAGGGUGCCAAGACAUCAACGAGUGUGAACCUCCAAACCAGUCCUUGUAUCCUUGCCGAGGUAAAUGCACAAAUACCGUUGGAAACUACACCUGUUUCUGCGCAUCAGGAUUCAGGAGCGAUGAUCCAAAGAGCAUACCCUGCGUUCCCGCUGACCCAAAGAAAGCUCUUAAGGUGGUCUUAGGCAUAUCCUUCAGUGCCAUCUUCCUCAUGGUUUGUAUCUUUGCUCUACGAGCUGAGUACCAGAAAAGGAAGCUUGCGAAGGAGAAGGACAAGUUCUUUGAUCAGAAUGGUGGUCAGAUAUUAUAUCGCCAAAUUAUGUCAAAACAAGUCGACACACUGAAGAUAUUCACUCAAGAAGAUCUGAAGAAGGCUACAAACGAUUUUGACAAGAGCAGAGAACUGGGCAGGGGUGGUCAUGGCACUGUCUACAAGGGCAUUCUGAAGGAUGACAGGGUAGUGGCCGUGAAACGCUCAAAGAUAAUGAACGUGGCCGAAACUGAUGAAUUUGUGCAGGAGAUUAUUAUACUUUCACAGACCAACCACCGGAAUGUGGUCAGGCUUCUAGGGUGUUGCUUGGAAGUGGAGGUCCCCAUACUGGUCUAUGAAUUCAUCCCAAAUGGCACUUUGUUUGAGUUCAUCCAUCGUAGCUAUGGGAGUCCACCUCCCUCACUGGACACCCGUCUUAGGGUCGCUCAAGAAUCUGCCGAAGCACUGGCGUAUCUGCAUCUGUCCAUGAACCACCCUAUAGUGCACGGGGAUGUCAAGUCUAUGAACAUUCUCUUGGACGACAACUACAUGGCCAAGGUGACUGACUUUGGGGCAUCAAGGACACUCCCCAAGGACGCGGCCCAGUUCAUGACAUUGGUGCAGGGCACCCUGGGUUACCUGGACCCCGAGUACCUGCAGGAGCGGCAGCUGACAGAGAAGAGCGACGUCUACAGCUUCGGGGUUGUGCUGCUGGAGCUGAUCACAGGGAAGACGGCUAUCUACAACGACGGGCCCAAGGAAGGCAAGAGCCUUGUUUGGUCCUUCCUGCUCGCAAUGAAGGAGGAGAGCCUCGAGGACAUCCUGGACCCGAGCAUCGUGCGCGCGGGGACGGAGACGCUGCUGGGAGAAGUGGCCGAGCUGGGGAGGAUGUGCUUGGGCCCCAUUGGUGAAGAGAGGCCUUCCAUGACCCAGGUGGCUGACAGGCUGAAGGCUCUUCGAAGCACCUGGAGGGAAGAACUGGUGCUGGACCGUGCCGUAACGGAGCAUAUGGUCGUGCACAUGCCACCUGCAGCAGCUCCGAUGCCUUGGGAUCUCGCGUCGUCGUCGUCGGGAGCCCCCUCGACGGUGCCGUACAUGUCUGGAAUGGGCAUAGAGGCUCCCAGAUGAUAUAGUUUCAUCUGAUCCCUCCUUUGGAGCAGUAGUGCCAGGAGAAAGUGUGUGCCUUAGAGCCUUAGAGCUUCAUGGUUUAUAGUGUCCAGCAGAUAUGUACAGGUAGCUGUGCUGUGUUAGAGGUACCAAUUACUAUGUAAGUACAAGUUGGAAUUUGUUGUGUGUUCAGUGUUGUGUGUUUCUGUGUGGAGUUGUCCAUGACAUUUGACUUGUCAGUGUGAAGGAGCACAAAAAUCUAGUUUCCAGUAUGAGAAUUCUCAUGCAAUGUUGUUCAACUA